Oryza brachyantha (malo sina) is the source of this 1778-nucleotide messenger RNA. Its product is annotated as tryptophan aminotransferase-related protein 4-like. The record is from RefSeq and is a predicted model, not a curated record. Gene Ontology annotation, biological process: amino acid metabolic process. Gene Ontology annotation, molecular function: carbon-sulfur lyase activity; transaminase activity. NCBI's taxonomy places the organism in Eukaryota, Viridiplantae, Streptophyta, Magnoliopsida, Poales, Poaceae.
UCUUUUGGAGUUUCGACGCAGAUAAGGCCAUUGGGAGAAACUGGAAGACAGCGGAAAUAACAAUGGAGACGGGACGGCAUGGGUCACAGAGCCUGGGAUCUGCAUGGCUCGGCCUCCACGUCCUCCUCUGCUCGUCGUUGCUGCUCAACGCCAUCUUCUUCGCGCACCACUUCCUCAGGGCCUCGCCGCCGCCAACGCCGGAGCGGCUCGGCGACGGCGGCGGGCUGAGCUGGGCUUUGCAGGCUGCCAGGGAGGCAGAGGCCGUGGCCGCCGCCGACUGCUCCGGCCACGGCGGCGUGUUCCUCGAUGGCAUCGCCGGCGACGAUGGGAAGCCCGGCUGCGAGUGCAACGGCUGCUUCUCCGGGCCGGGCUGCUCCGUUCGGACGCCCAACUGCACCGCCAACGCUGACAGCGGGAACCCGUUGUUCCUGGAGCCGUACUGGAGGCGGCACGCGGCGGCCAGCGCCGUGGUGUUCUCCGGGUGGCACCGCCUGAGCUACAUUACCACCGACGGCGCGUUCCACUCCGUCGAGCUUGUUCGCCACAUCCGGCGGCUGCACACGGCCGUCGGCAACGCGGUUGUCGACGACAAGCACGUGGUCUUCGGGGUCGGCUCCACGCAGCUGAUCAACGCGCUGGUGUACGCGCUCUCCCCGGAAGGCAACGCCGCCUCGCCGCCGGCAAGCGUCGUCGCUACGGUGCCGUAUUACCCGGCGUACAAAUCACAGACCGACAUGUUCGACGGCCGGGAGUACAGGUGGGACGGGACAACCGCUGCGUGGGCAAAGAACGGCUCGCGAAACUCCACCAGGGACUUCAUCGAGUUUGUCACCUCGCCGAACAACCCCGACACCACGUUGCGAGAGCCCGUCCUCGCCGGCUCGUCAGCGAUCGUCGACCACGCGUACUACUGGCCUCACCUGACGCACAUCCCGGCGCCCGCCGACGAGGACGUCAUGCUCUUCACCGCGUCCAAGCUUUCCGGCCACGCCGGCAGCAGAUUCGGGUGGGCGCUAGUACGGGACGAGAACGUGGCGAAGAGGGCGAUUUCCUACUCCAGGCAGAGCACCUAUGGCGUGUCCCGGGACACCCAGCUUCGCAUGUUGAAGAUCCUCAAGGUGAUAAUGGCCAACCUGCAAGGCAAGGAUGACAUCUUCGCCUUCGGCUACGACGUGAUGGUGAGCCGGUGGCGCACGCUCAACGCCGUCGUGUCGCGGUCCACCCGGAUCACGCUGCAGAAGAUACGACCCCAGUACUGCCCUUACUUCAAGAAGACCAAAGAGCCAUCCCCAGCCUACGCGUGGGUGAAAUGCGAGUGGGAGCAGGAUGUGGACUGCUACCAGACGCUGCUGGGUGCGGGAAUCAUCUCGCGGUCAGGCAUUUCUAACGACGCUGGCAGUCGGUACACGCGGGUGAGUCUCCUCAAGACGCAGGACGACUUCGACGUGCUCCUGGAGAGGCUCACCGAAUUCGUCGACGCCGAGAAGCACAGCAGAGCCCCUGCAGGCUCCAGCUCCAUGUGAAACUGUCAACUGCUAGAUGAUCGUAUUCGUUUCUACGCAAGGUAAUAAGUAUCACGUACUAUGGAAAAUCAGGACUGGAAUGAUCAUCUACGCGUUGAUUAUUCACUGUCCACCUUUCGACGAGAAGGCAAAUAUACAUGAAGAUCAUACAUUUUACGCUUUAGUGGCAUGCUCCAUCAGCAUGCGUAGUUAUGUUCUUGUAAUCAACUAUGUGACAUGGCAUGAAAAAAGGAGAUUUUAAUGACUGAGAAAAUC